AUGUCAGGGUCAACAAAAUUUGAAUCUAUUCCACAAAUAGCAAUGUCUUUAAAGAAGUCCUAUGUAUUGCCUCCAUCACCACCUGCAACAAUUGCUCUAGCAGCCACCCACCCAAAACCACCGCUACCGCCACCUCCAAACACACUACCAGCUCCUCCUCCUCCACCACCACUACCAGCAUUGCCUGUGUUACCAGCAAUGUCAAUUCCUCUUCCCCCUCCACCACCACCUCUUCCCCCUCCACCACCACCACCCCCUCCAACAAUCCCAUCAACUGUGGCUCCUAUAUCUGCAUCUGUAUACACAGGACGUCUUUCACCAUCUCCAAAAAGGACAACUAUAGAUUUUCCAAUAAAUAGACCAUUUUUGCCAGCAAUGUUUGACGUUACUAGGCCUCCACCACCAUUACCAACAACUAGAAUUGGUGCUGGGAAGCAUAAAUCGCCAUAUUUAUGUGAUGGAUUGAUUUGUACAGGCAGAAAUUGGAUUACA
Iphiclides podalirius (scarce swallowtail) is the source of this 492-nucleotide messenger RNA. The record is from the annotation of a GenBank genome assembly. NCBI's taxonomy places the organism in Eukaryota, Metazoa, Arthropoda, Insecta, Lepidoptera, Papilionidae.